This is a messenger RNA of Anolis carolinensis (green anole), 3279 nucleotides long. RefSeq names its product polycystin-1-like protein 3. The coding region runs from base 1177 to 3279 and encodes 700 amino acids. The record is from RefSeq and is a predicted model, not a curated record. The transcript is spliced from 2 exons. NCBI's taxonomy places the organism in Eukaryota, Metazoa, Chordata, Lepidosauria, Squamata, Anolidae.
AUUAACACUAAAAAGCAAAAGAUAAAAUGAUCAGAAAUACAACAUUUAUGCACAGUUUUAAUUUAUUUUAAAAUGAGCAGGAUAUCAAAAAAGAUGGUUAAACAUAGAUGGCCAUCUAUUGGAAGUGCAUUGAUUGUGUAUUUCUUCUCAACAGGGAUUUGGACUGUAUGAUUCUCGUGGUUGCUUCCAUCUCUAUUUAUGUGAUUUCUAUGUUAUAAUGUACCUUUCCUUUAUUAUUUUUUGCAUAGAGAGGGUGAAAAUUUAAAGUUCUGCCAGUGAUUUUCUAAGCAGUGAAAUCUAGGAAUUUGUGUUCUAGUUUUAGGAAAGCCUAGGGGGGAAAGGACAUAAGGGAAAAUCAGUAAACUCAAACAGUUAGUAAAAACAUGCAUACUAUAAAAUUAAGAAGUUUCAAUCUCCCUCCUUCCAGCCUCCUUUGUAGGUCAUGAGAGUCUGUAGAAGAAAACUGGACCACUGAGAAUAAGGAAAACAGAAAGUGGUUCUCAGAAAAUCUGCCACGGAUUGACUCUGAAAGGAAAGUGAAAGAGACAGGCACUCUGCCUAUAACUCAACUAUUACCAUUGCAAAGAGAUAAUGCAAAGCAGAGGCAAAUUAAUUGUUCCCAGAGGCUAAAACGUAAGCAAAGGGAAUCCAGAUAUGAGAAAGAGCGAUGCCAUGGGUAAGAAGUAGAAUUUUUAAGCUUUUUGAGAUAAUGUUUGUUGUGAGGUCAACACUGGAUUUUCAUGGGUCAAGUUACCUGUAUUGGGAGCUCCAAGUUAGGAAUUCUUGUCUUUGGUUCUGUAUCUUGCUUUCCUGCUAAAGAUCAAUGCCUCUCGAUUGGACCACAAUUCUUGGUUCACAUUUUCAAGCCUUUGGAUAUAGUUUUGGUUUAAGUGUUGAAACCCCUGGAUUUCAGUUUCUUGUUUUAUCCUUUUGGGAUUUUGGAUUUAUAUUCAGAGUUGGUCUAAAGAAUAUCAAGCUUUUUCUUCGUGUACUCUGUGAAUGCACACUAAUGGAGAAGCUGCGCCUGCGCAGGUUCCGACGGAAACUCUUCCAAGCUGAAGUUCAAAUUUUGGCGGUAACCACGCCCCCCCUUCCCAAGGGGCAUAUAAGGCGGCCCCAGGCGCCCGCUCUCCAGUUCCUUUUUUUCCGCCGCAAGGUUCACUUCGGACUCUUCGCAUGUCUACUACUCGUUUCAAGCGUUGCACGCAGUGUGCUGCUAAAAUUCCUGACUCGGACGGCCACGCCAAGUGCCUCUUCUGUCUUGGCGAGGCUCAUGUGGUCAGUACCUGCCGUUUCUGCCUAGCUCUCACAGCUCAGGCCAGAAAAAACAGAGCCGCUAGGCUUAGAGCGGCACUUUACGAAAAAUCUCUCGCGCCAGAACCGACUCCGUCGACGUCGGGUACGUCGUCGUCUUCAGCCCUAAGAGCUAUUUCGGCGCCACCAGCUAAGCCUCCGUCAGCUAAAGCCUCCUCGGUCUCGUCCAGGGCGUCCAGGACCUCCAGGGCCGCUAAGCCGGUCAAGCCACCGUGUACCGUGACGACGGCUACCGUAUCGACCCGCUCCGGAAAGGUGGGGCCUUCCUCGACGUCGAGCUCUUUGGCUUCGGUGACCUCGAUCCGCUCUCGUAUCGGCUCCCCUCCGUCCUCCUCUGCUAUCAAAAUAGCCUUUAAAAGGGCUCACGAGGAGUCUCGUCGAGCGCAAUCUGACUCAGCUGUGGUUCCUCCCACACCUGGCAAGUCCUUGAGGGUUGCAUCCAAGCAACCGCCGACAAAGAAACGGCUGACUCAGCGCUCCUCUUCCUCGGCCUCCUCAAGGAGAGACCAGCCAUCUUCCUCGGCAACCUCCUCGAGAAGAUCCUCUCCAAUUGUGCCAGCACAGAGGCCUAGAGAUGUUUCUCAAUCUCCAUUGCACCCCCUGUCUGACGGGGAGCUGCAGGACUCACCCCACCACUCUACCCAAACGGUGGUCAGGGUGCCGGUGCCGGAGCCCCUUGCGCCGCCUCACUCGUCGCGCCAACAGCUCUUCCCUCCCACCUCGACACCAGAGCGUGGCAGACAAACGGCUCGCCUGGCUCGAGCAGCUCAGGCCUCAGCCUCUAAGGAUCCUCGGCUCCCGACCCUCUCUUCCCGCGAGGCUAUGCCUCCUCCCGAGACUGUGCUUUCUUCUCCCCCUCAGUCCCCCCAAGGGGCUGAGGAGGAAGAUGUUGAUGUUGACCGCCCAGACUCUGUCUUCUCGGCCUCGGUGGUCUCUCUCGGUCUCGACCUCUCUCCUCCCCACGAUGCGUAUGAGGCGGACCCGCCUUCUCCUACUGACAAUAUUCGUGCUUUCUCUGAUCAAAUGGUCAGAAUGGCCGACGCCCUGGGUUUGGAGAUCAAGCAGACUUCCAAAGCAGUGUCUGAUCCAGUUUUCAAAAGGGUGCAGGCCCAAGCUCCGCCGGCCACGCUACUCCCUUUCCUGCCUUAUCUGUUGGACGUUAUCCAGGCCUCCUGGAAAACCCCUUCCUCCAUUCCUCCGACCUCGAAGAGGAUCGAGACUUGGUACCGUACCGACGAUGAUACCUUGGAAUGGCUCAAACACCACCCCGACCCCAACUCCCUGGUCGUUAAGGCCUCUCAAUCCUCAGGUCGUCAGUCGAACACUCCGGCCGACAGAGAAGGGAAGCGCUUCGACGCCGUGGGUCGAAAACUUUACUCCGGAGCCCUUUUGCUUUGCCGCAUGGCGAACUAUGGAGCCUGCAUGGGUGCCUACCAGCAGAUUAUCUGGGAGAAGGCACAGCCCUUCUUCGCUAAGAUGUCGGACGAAGACCGCUCCGUCCUCACUACCCUCCAACAGGAAGCAGACUCGCUUGCUCACCACCAAAUACAAAUGGCGAAACAUACAGGUGAUACUGCGGGCAAGAUGAUUGCCCACGCGAUAUCCAUCCGCCGCCACGCCUGGCUGAGGUCUUCGGGUCUUUCCUCAUCUUCCAGACAGGUCAUUGAGGACCUUCCCUUUGACGCGCUCGGACUAUUUAACUCCGGUACCGAUGACAAACUCAAGUCUAAUCAUGACUUUAAAAUUCUUGCGUCUAAAUGUGGCGACCAACCGCAACCUCAGCGCACCCGCUGGUUCCCGCACCGCUCCCGCCGCUUCCCGCCGCAAUCUUUCAGACACCACUCUUUCAGGCGGCCUUCGGGCUCGAAUAAUCAAACCCAUCACCAACCUCGUCGGGGACCUCAUCCGCAAAAGCAACGCGGUCGAACCACCCCCGCUCCUCCGCAGGCUAACCGGCGUACCUGA